UUUCCCAGAGUCCCGUGCGCGGGCGAAGAGGGAACACGUAGGAGUUUGGAGGCGGGGCCAAGUGUGACGUCAUCCGGAGCCGUCCGCGACGAGUGACCUGUAAAAAACAGCCGCGGUUUUAAAUCUAAAUACUGCUAAGCUGCACAAAUCUGGAAGAAGAAGAAAAAUCACUUCUGCCACUUUUCUCCCAUCCUUGAUGAAAAAAGAGGAGAGAAGCCAGACUGAAGAGAGGGGAGGGGGACACGAGUAAAGGAGAUCCCUGUGAGACGUUUCUUUGACCUUCCCUUUCUUGCUCACCUUCUUUCUUUCUUUCUUUCUUUCUUUCUCUAUUCUUUCUUUAUUCUUUCUUUAUUUCUUCCCCUCCGCAAAUGUGUUUUGGGUGUAUUCUCUCCUUUCCUCCUCAUUCUUCUUCUUGUUAAGCAUAUCUCUUCUCUGCUUGGACGGUGGCUGCAUCGAUGCGAAAUGGGUUGUGGCAAUUCCUCAGUCACCAGCAGCACAGGAGGGGGACCAGCAGAAGCCUCCAAAGAUGUGACAGAAGAUCCCUUAGUAGACGAUGAGAAAAGAAGGAACUAUGGCGGUGUUUACGUAGGUCUACCAUCAGACAUGACCACUGUGGCUGCUAGUCAGUCCAAGUCCACACACAAAGACUAGCAGCCAUCGAAUGAAACUCAACACAGGAUCCUGCAUAUUCAUUCACCUAGAGACACUCACAUUACAAGCGGAGGGCAUGUACGUGCUGCGAUUCUGGCUCACCACUCACUGGCUGAAGUCUCAGGCCUUAGCACCUUCACUGAGCAAAGAUGUGGACAGCUUGCUUUGGCUCGGAGGACGCUGCCACACGGAGUCACGGGUGGCACAGUGACGCAGGGAUGCUGCACAGUGGAGGUCUGCACACACGGCAUCCAUCUGCAUCGACUUUCACUUUGCAAAAAAAAAGGAAAAAAGAUGGGCAUCGCAGCACCCUAGGACUGGCAGCCAUGGUCGUCGGGCUUUGCGACGACCAUCUUGGCUUCUCGGUCACGGCACUUGGAGUGCUGUCUCUCUUUCUCGGGAGAAGACAGGGAACGCAGCCAACUCACUCACUUGACUGACUGUCUGGGACUCACCCACAUUCCCAGUAGCCCUCUGCAAUAAUAAUCACUGCUCCGUUAUUUCUCGAAAAACGCCAUGAAUGAUUCAUUGUGCGACAGAGAGAGGGACAGAGGGAGAUCGGCAGCACACACAUUCCUGCUGAUGCAUUAGAGAACAUUGCAGUGUUCUUGCAAAAUAACUUUGAUUUCAAUCAGAAGAAAUUACCCACUGCAUGACAACAGUCUGACAACGACACGGGUCCAAAUGCUAAUAACAGCCGAGGGGUUAAGUCAGGGGGGAUAUGAACCUGAAUGUCCUGAGUUUGUCUCACCUUUUGUUGUCACUGUACUUGUGCUCCAGACUGAUGAUGUAACUUCAGCAUAUGACUCAUGGUAUUUAGAGCCUGGAUUUCACUCUGACUGUCUCUUUUCUCUCGUUAUCUCUCUAUGCCUCUUUCUUUUGCUGCAAACAGCAAAAACAUGUGUUUAUGGUAUCUUCAGCUG
Messenger RNA from Scophthalmus maximus (turbot), 1574 nucleotides. RefSeq names its product overexpressed in colon carcinoma 1 protein homolog. Bases 463 to 651 code for a protein of 62 amino acids. The record is from RefSeq and is a predicted model, not a curated record. The transcript is spliced from 8 exons. Lineage: Eukaryota; Metazoa; Chordata; Actinopteri; Pleuronectiformes; Scophthalmidae.